This is a messenger RNA of Tribolium castaneum (red flour beetle), 3547 nucleotides long. RefSeq names its product RNA polymerase III subunit B (gene RpIII128). Lineage: Eukaryota; Metazoa; Arthropoda; Insecta; Coleoptera; Tenebrionidae. Bases 144 to 3512 code for a protein of 1122 amino acids. Gene Ontology annotation, molecular function: ribonucleoside binding; DNA binding. Gene Ontology annotation, cellular component: RNA polymerase III complex. Gene Ontology annotation, biological process: DNA-templated transcription. The record is from RefSeq and is a predicted model, not a curated record. The transcript has 10 exons.
ACCGUAUAAUUGGUUGCCUGUACACCCAACUCUCUACACCACAUAACCUACAUGUUUAACUUCACAUUUUCAACAUGUAAACAAAUAGUUAUUAAGCGUAACAGUGAUAAACUAAUUAAUAAGUUGCAACAAAAAGCGCUGAAAUGGAUUUUGACGAUCCCGCCCUUCUCAAAAAACCAAUCAAAGAAAUCGAAGAAAAAUGGAAACUAGUGCCCGCCUUUUUAAAAGUCAAAGGAUUAGUAAAGCAACACAUUGAUUCGUUCAAUUACUUCAUCAACGUUGAUAUUAAGAAAAUCGUGGAAGCCAACAACAAACUAGUUUGUGAUGCCGAUCCUUUAUUCUACGUCAAAUAUACAAAUGUUUAUGUUGGACGACCGGACGUUGACGAAGGCUUCAACAUUAGCAAACCUACAACCCCUCAUGAAUGUAGGCUGAGGGACAUGACGUACUCAGCCCCCAUUUCCGUAGAUAUUGAGUACACUAGAGGCACUCAGCGGGUAUCCAAAGCUGGUUUAAUGAUUGGCAGAAUGCCAAUUAUGCUCCGUUCCUCCAACUGCGUCCUCACCAACAAAUCCGAGUACGAAUUGGCAAAAAUGAACGAAUGUCCUUUAGACCCCGGCGGCUAUUUCGUCGUCAAAGGCCAAGAAAAAGUGAUCUUAAUCCAAGAACAGCUCUCCAAAAAUCGAAUGAUAGUUGAAGAGUCCAAAUUUGGGGUCCAAUGCGCUGUCACCAGCUCCACACAUGAGAAGAAGUCGCGAACCAACGUCGUAUGCAAGGCCAACAAGUACUACCUAGGACAUAACUCCCUAACUGACUUAGUCCCUGUUUCAAUCAUCUUCAAAGCUUUGGAUGUGACAAGUGAUAAAGAAAUCUGCGAAUUGAUCGGAGUUGAGGAUAUUUCUAAACUCACUCCAACGUUAGAGGAGUGCCACACUUUAAAAAUUUACACUCAGCUGGGGGCACUUAAACACAUAGGUUCGAAAUUAGUAGCUAAACGUUACGUGACGUCUGCUAGCAAAAUGAAAACGCCAGUUGAUGAAGCGAGGGACGUUUUGGCGACCACUGUUCUAGCCCACGUGCCUGUGGAAAACUACAAUUUCAGGAUGAAGGCCAUUUAUUUGGGAGUGAUGGUCAAAAGGGUGAUUGAGGCACAGUCGGACAAGAAAUUCAUGGAUGACAAAGACUACUACGGCAACAAGCGUCUCGAAUUGGCCGGCUCUCUCCUUUCUCUUAUGUUCGAGGACGUUUUCAAACGCUUUAACUGGGAACUAAAAUCCAUCGCUGAAAAAACCAUCCCAAAAAUCCGAGCGACUCAAUUCGACGUUGUCAAGUAUAUGCGCUCGGAUCUGAUCACCAAUUGUCUGGUCUACGCAAUUUCGACGGGCAAUUGGACCAUCAAGCGAUUCCGAAUGGAGCGUUUGGGUGUGACUCAGGUUUUGUCACGGUUGAGCUACAUUUCCGCUUUGGGGAUGAUGACCAGAGUUAAUUCGCAGUUUGAGAAAACGAGGAAGGUUUCAGGACCCAGGUCUCUGCAGCCGAGUCAGUGGGGAAUGCUGUGUCCGAGCGAUACACCCGAAGGAGAGGCGUGCGGAUUGGUGAAAAACCUGGCCUUGAUGACCCACAUCACCACCGAUGUGGACGAAUACCCCCUCAUCCGAUUGGCUAACAACGCUGGAGUUGUUGACAUUAACAUGUCCUCAGGCAUGUCCAUCCACUCCCCUGAAACGUUUUUUGUUUUCUUGAACGGUAACAUCCUCGGAACGAUUCGCAACUACAAGAAACUGAUCCACACAUUCCGGAUGUUGCGACGCUCAGGCCUCAUUUCCGGUUACGUUUCCAUCUACCCCAACUUUUUGCAUCGCUGUAUUUACAUUAGUUCGGACGGAGGGCGCUUGUGCCGACCGUACAUCAUAGUCGAGCGCGGACGCCCUCUGGUCACGCAAAACCACAUCAUUGAGCUCGAGAAGGGUAUUAGGAGCUUUGAGGAUUUUUUGCACGACGGUUUGAUCGAGUUCCUGGAUGUUAAUGAGGAAAAUGAUAGUUUUAUCGCUUGUUAUGAGAAAGAUAUCACUGAUUUGACGACGCAUUUGGAGAUUGCUACGUUCACUUUGUUGGGGGUUUGUGCCGGGUUGGUGCCCUACCCACAUCAUAACCAAUCACCCAGGAACACGUAUCAGUGUGCUAUGGGCAAGCAAGCGAUGGGUACGAUCGGUUAUAACCAAAAAAACCGAAUGGACACCCUCUUGUAUAGUCUCGUGUACCCACAAGCCCCAAUGGUUAAAACAAAAUCGAUCGAGUUGACCAACUUUGAUAAGCUCCCAGCCGGUCAAAAUGCCACGAUAGCUGUGAUGAGCUACAGCGGUUACGACAUAGAGGACGCUCUUAUCAUAAAUAAGGCCUCGAUUGAUAGAGGCUUUGGCCGCUGUCUUGUGUACAAAAACUCGAAGUGUGUGAUGAAACGCUACGCCAAUCAGACUUUUGACCGCAUUCAGGGCCCUUUGAUUGACACCACCACCAACGCCCCCAUGUGGAAGCACGCCGUUCUUGACAUGGACGGAAUAGUGGCCCCUGGAGAGUCAGUCGAUAACAAGCAAGUGCUAGUCAAUAAGUCAGUACCGACGGUUUCGGCCGUUCCCGGCAGCCAAACGACCUCAGUCGAGUACAAAGACACGCCCAUUUGCUACCGCAACAACGAACCGAGUUAUAUCGAAAAAGUGCUAGUCAGUACGAACGAAGAGGACACCACAAUAAUCAAAAUUUUGUUGAGACAAACACGUCGCCCCGAAAUCGGGGACAAAUUCAGUUCGAGACAUGGACAGAAGGGGGUUGUGGGCCUGGUGGUGGAGCAGGAAGACAUGCCGUUCAAUGAGUACGGGAUUUGCCCGGAUAUUAUCAUGAACCCUCACGGAUAUCCCUCGCGGAUGACCGUCGGGAAAUUGAUCGAGCUGUUGGCCGGGAAAGCGGGUCUAGUUGAGGGAAAAUUCCACUACGGGACUGCUUUCGGCGGCUCCAAAGUCAAUGACGUUUGUGAGGAAUUGGCCAAGCACGGGUUUAACUACCAAGGGAAGGAUUUCUUCUAUUCGGGGAUCACAGGGGAGCCCCUUGAGGCCUACAUUUACUCCGGGCCUGUCUAUUACCAAAAAUUGAAACAUAUGGUUCAGGAUAAAAUACACGCGAGGGGGCGUGGGCCUCGCGCUGUGUUAACGAGACAACCAACCGAAGGGCGGAGUAGGGAUGGGGGGCUACGGCUCGGUGAAAUGGAACGUGAUUGUCUUAUAGGAUAUGGGGCUAGUAUGAUGUUGAUAGAACGGUUGAUGGUGUCAAGUGACCAGUGUGAAGUUGACGUUUGUAAUCUCUGUGGCCGACUGGGAUACUGUGGAUGGUGUAAUAGUUGUAAAAGUUCAAGAGAAGUUUCAAGUAUUACAAUGCCUUAUGCUUGUAAAUUGCUUUUGACUGAAUUGCAAGCGAUGAAUAUCACAGCAAGGCUUACACUGAAUCAUUAUUGUGAAUAAUUGAUUUAUGAAAUAAACAUAAUUUUUUAAAGUAA